Cyprinodon tularosa is the source of this 1801-nucleotide messenger RNA. RefSeq names its product aminoadipate-semialdehyde dehydrogenase-phosphopantetheinyl transferase (gene aasdhppt). Gene Ontology annotation, molecular function: holo-[acyl-carrier-protein] synthase activity; magnesium ion binding. Gene Ontology annotation, cellular component: cytosol. The transcript has 8 exons. Bases 120 to 995 code for a protein of 291 amino acids. Lineage: Eukaryota; Metazoa; Chordata; Actinopteri; Cyprinodontiformes; Cyprinodontidae. The record is from RefSeq and is a predicted model, not a curated record.
UCCUGUUAGCCAAUCCUGCAUCGCGCUCGCUUAUGACGACAUUUACACUCUUCCGGGUGAACGGCGUUGUCCUGGCAGAAAUGAGUAAAGAUGAUUAAGGGAGACGGAGGCGUGCAGCGAUGGGAUCUGUCCGCUGGGCUUUUCGCUGCGGGUCUUGGACACCAAGUAGGUCUGAAUGGUUGUUUGCUGCUCAGUGCGUCCAAAGGGAAGAGAAGGACAGGAUCGGACAGUUUGUUUUCGCUAAGGAUGCUAAGUUAGCGAUGGCUGGCCGAUUGUUACUCAGGAAGUUUGUGUGUGAGAGGAUGAGAAUCCCCUGGCCACAGAUCCGAUUAGAGAGAUCACCUCGAGGGAAACCAUACCUGGCUGCCCCACUACAGGUCACCACAACUGCUGAUUCAGCCUGGAGUUUCAACCUUUCCCACCAAGGAGACUAUGCUGUUCUUGCUGCACAGCAAGGGGUGCAGGUUGGAGUAGAUGUGAUGAAGACCACAAUGCCAGGUAGCAACUCCAUCCCAGAGUUUUUCCGCAUCAUGACUCGUCAGUUUACAGCCCAUGAGUGGAGCACCAUCCAAUCGGCCGGCUCGGAGCACCAGCAGCUUGCCGCGUUCUACCGCCAUUGGACCCUGAAGGAGAGCUUCAUCAAGGCAAUUGGAACAGGUCUGGGUUUCAACCUGCAGAGGGCAGAGUUUCACCUCUCCGCUGAGCCUCUCACACAGGGAACAGUGCUGCACCAGACCAAGAUGCAUCUGGAUGAGGAACCAGAGGAAGAGUGGAUAUUUGAAGAGAGCCUGCUGGACGCUGAGCAUCAUGUUGCUGUUGCACUUGGACCAGCUAACGAUGGAUUCUCUGCACCUCGUCCUCCUCCAGCCGCAUUCACGCUGCUGUCAUAUGGUGAACUCAUCGCCUCGGCCUCGCCGCUGACGGAAGAAGAUCCUGCCUACUGGGAUAGCUUCAGAAUGAAGGCAGAGGCUCCGCAGAGACAGAGGGAUUCAUAGAUAUCUGGCUUACAACCUGUCUCACACUGACAUUCACCUGCCCAGCGCACACACACACAUUCACAUGCACGCAAGCCUUUCAAAGGUGCCAAAGAGGAAACACAAGUUCACUGACAUUGAAGCUGCUUUCUUAUUCAACACAAGUCCAGUCAAGUGCUGUCAAGUUUCUUUACAGAGCUAAAAAUCUAAAGUUUUCCUCCAGGGAAUCUGUGCCGUCUAUCUUUAGAAGUCUGCUGAAAGAAAAAAAAAUUCUUUCAACUUGCAGAAGCUGUUCAAGUUUUUAGGCUCUUUGGAUUUGUCCUGUAUUUCUCUUCUUUUUUUGCCAUAGGUCUAUUUUUUUUUUUUGCAGGACAAGGCUCAAGGCUCUGGCCUAAAGAGCAAAAUAAAAAAAAUCCUACUGAGCCUUAUGAUGUUUAUGAGAUAAGUCAAAUAUAAAUGCAUAAGUCUCUUUCGAAGACCUUGACUAAGCUGGAAUAUGGUAAAGGAGGGUGGAUAUGGAAAUAUCUGACACCACGUUGUCUUUAUGUCAGCUGGAGCUCAGCUUCACGAAUCAAAUACACACUCUACCAUCUCUGCAGCAUUUAUCAAUGUGUGGUUGGUAAUGUUUUUAUUUAAUCUAAUCAUUUGAUAUUAUGUUGAUUUGUCAAACCCUGUGCUACAUCUUAUGCCUCAUUAUACAUGUUAACCCACAGCAUUGUCAGGACCUGAAAUGCUUUGCCAAAUGACAUAUAAAUAGCCAUAAAUACAUGGUCUGUAUAAUAUUGAUGUAUAAACUUGCAGUAGAGAUAUAAAAACACUUCAGCCUU